Acanthochromis polyacanthus (spiny chromis) is the source of this 2135-nucleotide messenger RNA. RefSeq names its product butyrophilin subfamily 2 member A2-like. NCBI's taxonomy places the organism in Eukaryota, Metazoa, Chordata, Actinopteri, Pomacentridae. The record is from RefSeq and is a predicted model, not a curated record. The transcript has 13 exons. Bases 115 to 1713 code for a protein of 532 amino acids.
CAGCACAGAGACAGCGGUACCACAGAAUGAUCAACCCAGUACCAUAACGGAACACCGGAACACUGGGAAAAGUUCCGGUCCUCCCGGUUAAACAGUCCGGGUCUGGUCACAGUCAUGACUGAGUUUUCAGAACUUCAUGAUGCUUCGUCUAAACCAUGGACUCAGCUCAGUUCCUUCACAGCUUUAGUUUUCCUUCUUCUAACACAAAACUGUUCAGGUCUUCCCCAGGUUGUCGGUCCGUCUCAGCCGGUCCUGGCAACGGUUGGUGGUGACGUUCUUUUGUCGUGUCGGCUGGAACCUGCCGUUGAUGCUUCAGACAUGUCCAUAGAGUGGUCCAGAGAAGACCUAGACCCUUCAUAUGUCUAUGUGUGGUGGGAUAAAGAGGAACUGGAAAGUUCCAAACAUCUUGACUAUAAAGGAAGAACGUCAUUGUUAUUUAAUAAACUGGAGUUUGGAGACAUUUCACUGAAACUCUCCAAAGUGAAACUGUCUGAUGAGGGAAAAUACAGAUGCUUCAUUCCUACACUGGGUCGAGGAUCUACUGUUGAACUGGUUGUUGGUAUUGAUCCAUUUACAGUCAUCAGUUUAGCAGGACUUGGUAGAACCAGCAGCUCAGUGGAGUUACAGUGUGAGUCUGCAGGCUGGUAUCCAGAGCCUGAGGUGUUGUGGCUGGACGGUGAUGGAAACCUCCUCUCUGCUGGACCUACAGAGACAGUCAGAGGUCCUGAUGACCUCUAUACUGUCAGCAGCAGAGUGACUGUGGAGAAGAAACACAGCAACAAGUUCACCUGCAGAGUCCAGCAGAAAAACAUCAACCAGAGCAGAGAGGCUCUGAUACAAGUUACAGAUGAUUUCUUUAAUGUCCAGUCCAGUUACACUUCGACUAUCAUCGGUUUGGCUGUUAGUUCAGCUGCUGCUUUGAUCCUGUUCAGUGUUCUUUUUGUUCACAUAAGAAGACAAAACAGGAAAAAGAAGACUUUGGUAAAUGAAAAGCAAGAAGAGCUUGAACGACUGGAAAGAAAUAAUUCAGAAGCCAACAAUCAGCUCCAACAGGAGAAACAGAGAAAUGAGAAUGCUGAGAGUGAGAUGAAGACCCUGAACAGACGUCUGGAAGAGUAUAUGGAAGACAACGUGAAGUUGAUGGAGACCAAGAGAAAACUCCUGAAUGAGAAGCUGACGUCUAUAGAGACUGAGAGGAAACUGAAGACAGUGAUCCAGAAUAUGAUGCAGGAGCUGGAUGAAAUGAACUUUGAUACCAACUCUGACCCUACUGGGAGCGAUGAGAAGAAUCAACUGGAAGAGUUAGAGAAACUCCAGGAUGAGAAGCAGAAGUGGAUGAAGACUGUUGUAAACCUGAAGACAGAACUCCAGAACAUGAACCAGGAGCUGGAGCUGGCAGGACCCAUAACUGUAGAAAAGAUCAGUGAAUACGGCGGCUACAUUCGUCUCAAGAACAUUUCCUCUGAGGAGAUAAAACUGGGAGGCUGGAAGUUAGAACUACUGAAGAAUGACAGAGAAACAGACACAUACGCAUUUAAGGAGCCAUUAAAACUUCAUGCUGGAGGAAUUCUCUGUAUCUCCUCCCAACGCUAUUCAAGCACACCUUAUGGAGAUGUUAAACAGGUGUGGUUGGACAUGAUGAAAUGGAGUCCUGGAGACAAACUGAAGAUCAACCUCAUCAGCAACGAUGGAGAGACCUACAAACUGCUGUAAUGUGAAUAAACAUGUGAAACAUCUUUAUUUUUUUUAAAUUUCUGCAUUAUUCAAAGUGAGCCUUUGUUUUUUCUGCAUAUCAAAUUUAUAUUAUCUUUUUAAAAAUCAUUUUUGAGUUUUAUUUUUCUGAAGCUUGUUUUCAAAUGUCCAUUUUAUAUUUUUAUCUAAUUAAACCAUGUUCAGUUCUGUGGAAAACUCAUUAGGUUUGUUGUUUUAUCAAAGUUGUAAUGAACAGAAGAUACAACAAGAAAAGAUCAGAAAUAUGUACAACAUUAAAACAAUCAGAACAAAAUGUUUUCUACAAGUUAAAGUCAGUUUUUAGUUUAACCUCCUUUUGCUGUUCUUCAAACUUCAUGUGUCGACUGUCUUCAGGUUUUCUUCAGUAAUCUUGUAUUUUAUUAAAUAAAUCUUCUUUCACUGAA